This is a messenger RNA of Strongylocentrotus purpuratus (purple sea urchin), 725 nucleotides long. RefSeq names its product sodium- and chloride-dependent GABA transporter 1-like. The transcript has 4 exons. The coding region runs from base 99 to 710 and encodes 203 amino acids. Gene Ontology annotation, cellular component: membrane. The record is from RefSeq and is a predicted model, not a curated record. Gene Ontology annotation, biological process: sodium ion transmembrane transport. Lineage: Eukaryota; Metazoa; Echinodermata; Echinoidea; Camarodonta; Strongylocentrotidae.
CAUACAUUCGGCGUUCAUGCAUGAUAGCUCGAAAUAUAUCUUGACUAUAGGAUAGACCUGUAUACCAGCUAGACCUAUAUCAUACUGAACUAUAGAAUAUGUCGGACCAGGCAGCGAUGGAUCGGGAACGGUGGAGUUGGCGAUUUGAAUCUAUUGGGACGAACAUCGGCUUCGUAGCCUGUUUUCAGAACUUAUGGCGCUUCCCUUACCUCUGCUACGCCAAUGGCGGGUUUAUCUUCCUCAUCCCAUAUUUACUAUGUUCCAUGUUUCUUGCGAUUCCUCUCAUGUUCCUGGAGACGGCACUCGGUCAAUACACCUCCUCGGGUCCCAUCAGAGCAUGGAAGAUAUGCCCACUUUUUCAAGGUAUUGGUGUCGCCACCACUGUCGUCGCUUGGUGGCGUACCAUCUACCAUAACGUCAUCCUGGCUUGGACUCUAUACUACCUCUACAGUUCGUGCCUUGGCGGUGAGUUCCCCUGGACGAGAUGCAAUAAUGUAUGGAACACAGCUUCAUGCCUUGAAAGCUCCUCUAAAUGGGUGUGCGUCAACGGAACCUAUAUCAUCGGCAACAAGUGGGAAACGUAUCCAACGGAAGCACCGCGAGCUCCAUCGUGGAACAGUAGGGAUGUAGCAGGGUCUUCAGAUAACCCUGACAAAUGUGCUUAUAAUUACCCUUCAACCACCAACCCGGCCCAGGAGUUCUGGCAGUAAGUUUCAUGAUAAUGA